AACACAAACUGGGAGGCAAUACAUGGUCUGUUUUAAUUAAGUUGCGAUACAAAUUUGAUUUAAAAAAAAAAAAAACUGCAUCCGAGAAAUUAAGUUGUAAUCAGAAACCGACUCUGCCUAAUUAUAGAGCAGCUCUGCGUCUCCCUCCAGCGGAAGCUAUUGUGCAUUUCACUGAACGUGGAGCACAACAAGAAGGACAACGUCAAGUGACGGGAUUUUUGAAUAGAUUUACACCUUCUAACAAAUCGACCAAUGAUCGUUGGAGGGCUGCAGAUGUUUGGACGACAGUUCUCCACACUUAGAAGCUGGUUGGUGGUUUGUGGUGACUGUUGCCGUGAGUGAGAGGAGCCGUUACAGACUUAAGUUGUGGAAACACUGAAGCAACGUGAGGUGGCUUUACAUGCGCGGAGAUUUCAGCUCCCUCUCCAAAGAUAAUGUUUAUCAAAAUAACAAACUGGCAUUUGAUGUUGCAGAGACAAAGCUGGGCAUCCCUGCUCUGCUCGACCCACAGGACAUGGUUUCCAUCAAGGUGCCUGAUUGUUUGAGCAUCAUCACGUAUCUUUUCCAGUACUACCACUUCUUCAGCAGGAAGCCUUAUGCAGGUCUUGCCAGUUUUAGGUCAUCACACAUCGCUGUCUUAGACAAUCUCACAAAGAGUAAAGCUCCUGUUGGUCUGAAACCCCUGAAGAGCUCGACUGAUCUGUCCAGCGGAGAAGAUAAUUUAUCCAGCACAAGACCACACACAGUGUGUCAUUUGUGUUUCAAACCUGUCCACCUUAUUCAGAGACAUCUGAUCGACGGAAAGGUCUACCAUCGCAGCUGUUUCAGAUGCAAAGUGUGCCACAGCACUCUUUUAGCAGGGUCUUACACAAAGGGGAGGGAUGCUGGCUCCUUGAUCUGUACUCACCAUAUAACGGACAGUAAAAGUACUCCUGUUGACCUCUGUCAGCAAAUUGGAUCUACGGAGAAUACACCCAAAUGUAAGUUUCAGGCAGGAUAUUUAUCUCUGGAUGGACUGACUAUCUCCAGCGUCCCUCAUUACACUGUUAAAACAGAGUCACAGGACAGGCUGGGUUAUAGAAGACUGGAGAUGGAGCAAAGAGAAAAGCAGGAGAGGAGCAGAGCGGUGAAAGACAGUGAAAACAGAGACUCACCUGUUGUAAUGAAGAGUAAGGUAAAGCCAGCACCUCCUAAUCCUCCCCCACCCAGAGUUAAAGACAAGACUGCCAAAGAAGCUGGAAAAGCUGGACCUGCACCCAUUCCAACAGACAGCAAGGUACAGCAGGAAGCGACAAAGACUGAAGAGCUGUCUGAGCUCUCUUCACCAUGUGCACUAGUGACAGAGGGAAACAGUCGGCCAGUUCCUGCACCCAGGCGCAUGAUGGACUCUGCUGUAGUCCCUGUUCCUGCACCCAGGACCAAAACUUUGCAGACUACCAGCAGCUCUCCUGCUGCAGGCAAUUCAUCCAGUCAAAGUAAAUCACCUAUUUCAUCUUACAUCACCAGCCCAACCAGUGGCAGCCCUAAAGUGAUUACCAACCAUCCAUGGAUGGCCAUUGUCCAUCCUGGACCCUGGACACAACUGCCUCCUGCUCCGGCCCCGGUACCCUCCCCUCGAUCCAAAUCUGUCUCUAACCCACGGGGGUUGUGGUACAGACCCAAACUCUCUCCUCCCAAUCCGUUUGCAGACGAGGUGGAUGAGGACACUCAGGAAGAGGCUGAAGACCAAUCUAAGCCCUUAGUGGCAGCUAGCCAAUCAGAGAGCAGUGGUAAUCUGACAAAUGAAUCGGUGAACACUGAUGCUUCAUUUAGCUCAAGUGAUGCUGAAAAUACUGCCAGUAAAUCUACAUCUGCUGAUGAUGUAAUGGACAAACUCAUUCCACUAAAGACACCAGAUCUCAAAGAGGCUGGUGGAGGUGCAGUAACUGUCGCUGCAGAGGAGGGAGACUCAGGAGGCUCCUUAUCAGGGCCGCAUGCCACUUCAGACGUAGCACAGAGUCGUAUUUUACCCAGGAGCCUUUCUGUGCCAGCUAUGACAUCUGAACACUCUCAAAGUCCUGUUGUGCCUUCUGACCUGACAGAGGCGAACGAAACUGUCACAUCAUCUCAAAGUAAGCAGGUCUGCAAAGAGAAUCCUUUUGAUCGAAAACCUGCAAUGUCUAGAUCAAAGACUUUCCAGGCCCUCCCAUCUUCACGGCCCACCGCUCCUGGAUAUGGCUUCCCACUCAUCAAAAGGAAGGUGCAGGCAGACCAAUAUGUUUCUACAGAAGACCUGCAGGUGGAGAUGGGACAACUGGAUAAACAUCUGGAGGCACUGGAACAAAAAGGAGUCAAACUGGAGAGGAAUCUGAGAGACUGCAAGAAUGACAAAGAGGAAGAACAAAUGCUGAUGGACUGGUUCGCUCUUAUCCAUGAGAGACAUAUUCUGGUGCGCAGAGAUACAGAGCUGGUUUAUCUGACAAAGCAGCAGAAGUUAGAGGAGAGACAGGCAGAUGUGGAGUACGAGCUUAGAUGUCUCCUUAAUAAACCAGAGAGUGACUGGAGUCAAGAGGAUCGAAGUCGAGAGCAGCAGCUGAUGGACGAGCUGGUCGCCAUCAUCGAACAGAGGAACCAGAUCAUCAGCAGCUUGGAUCAGGACAGGCAGAGGGAAAGAGAAGAAGAUGAGCUUUGGGAAGACAUGACGAAGAACAAAGAGUUCCAGAAAGAAGGACUGAAAGAGAUGAAGAAGUCAAAAGGAAGGUUCAAGCCAGCAAAAGUUUUUAAGAUGCUGAACCAUUAUGCAGCAAGCGCUAAAGACUCCAUGGACAAAAAGAGCUGAAGUGUUAUCAUGACUGCUGAAGAAUAGAAGAUACAGAUACAAAGACUCACAGACAACAAACUGAGUUAUACGUCUCUUUGAUAAAAGUGUAAAGAGUACUGUUUUACUACGAGAAGAUCAUUAUAUGAGCUAUAAGUUAAUAGUAAGGGUUUAUGUUCAUGUUGAAGAGCAGCUCAGUAACGUAGACAAGAUGAAAUAUUGUUUCGUCUUGGAAAGUGCAAAGGAUUUAGUGUAUCAAUGUAGUUUUUUCUCCUCCACAUUUCUUUACUUGCACUAUAUUUUACAUGCAAUCAGUAUGUAUGUUUUUAUUACAUACUUGUGCUAUUUGAAGUAUACAAUAAAUAUUUAUUUAGGAAAAUGUAAUGUCUUUUGUAUGGAGAACACUUGUAUAUUCUAUGAUUAAACAACUUUUAUUUGAAGCUCUUUUUUUUAGAUGUUAGUUGUGGAGUUUGCUGAAAAAGGUCAAUUUAAAUACACUCAUCAUACAGUCAAUCAGGUAAAACUGUCUUGAGUGUUUUUAUUAUCAUGUUAUUGUAAAUGAGUACACGAACAUUCACCUCACUUUGCACAUAUACAAGUGUAGUCAGCAUAUUAUUUCCAUUAUCUGUAUCAUCAUCUUUACUCUGUUAUGGUUUUAAGUCCAGAUAAACUAAAUAACCUUUUAAAUGUGUUGGAUAUACUUGAUCAUUUGAAGGCUGUGUUCUUAACUAACACGACUACGAAACUGACAAUUAAAACCCGAUCAUACCAAAAUACUAUUAUACUAAAAAACACUGGUUUCAAUUUUUCUAAACCCUCUGAUGAAGCUGCAGGACAAGCGGAACGAAAGAAAACCUUUUCUCUUGAGCACCUGGAAUAUUUUCCGGCGCGCACCAAGUCACCGGAAGCUGGACGCUCAACGUUCAUGCGGGGUGGUGUUGACAACAAAAAGUAUCUGUGGGAGAAAAGUAAUUUGUGGACUUCAGGGGACAUUUACAGACGUAACAACAAAAUAU
Messenger RNA from Thunnus maccoyii (southern bluefin tuna), 3813 nucleotides. RefSeq names its product MICAL-like protein 1. Gene Ontology annotation, molecular function: protein binding. The record is from RefSeq and is a predicted model, not a curated record. The transcript is spliced from 15 exons. Bases 401 to 2818 code for a protein of 805 amino acids. NCBI's taxonomy places the organism in Eukaryota, Metazoa, Chordata, Actinopteri, Scombriformes, Scombridae.